Rhopalosiphum padi (bird cherry-oat aphid) is the source of this 1964-nucleotide messenger RNA. Its product is annotated as tumor protein D52. Lineage: Eukaryota; Metazoa; Arthropoda; Insecta; Hemiptera; Aphididae. The record is from RefSeq and is a predicted model, not a curated record. Bases 606 to 1670 code for a protein of 354 amino acids. The transcript is spliced from 7 exons. Gene Ontology annotation, cellular component: cytoplasm.
GAGAGACCAACAAGAAACAUAUGCGCACAGCAAAAAUUAUGAACCCACACAAAUCCCAAUUCCCAAUGGAAAAUUUGUUCACGUAUCCGCACAGCAUACGUCGCGGACGUACGGUAUUUUAUAAAUUUCAGUUGGCAAUAAUGUCGUUAUUAUUUUUUUCAUCGCGCUGUAAAAAAAUAACGCGUUUGAUUGAGAGGGGAUGAUAGUGAGCUAGCGAUCAUGAGACACCGCGAGUGAAUGGGAGCUACAGUGAUAUGGAGUGAGAAAGAGAGGAAAUGAAUAACAAAAAUGUGAACAACGCUGCGCGGAGAAGACUGCCGCCGAACCGGUCUUCUCCGCGAUACGGCCUACAGUGCACCGCCGGUGACGUGCCUACACCGAACCGUUUCGUGUCUUCGCGUUAUCCGCGGUCUCCCUUCGCCGUCACCGUUUCGCCCGACCGGACUACUUAUUUCUGCGCGCGCGAUCCGACGGCCGUCGUGGCGCUCGCUGUUCCAUUUCGCGUUCGGAAAAUGCGCGACACCGUUCACCGUCUCCACCGCUGUCGGACGUAACCCCGCCGCCCACCGAGCCACGGGACACGGUUCCACUGUCCGUCCAACGGGAUGGCCCGCGACGCUAUCGUGCACGACGUCGACCUGCCGUCGCUGGAGUACGACGACGAAGAGACCGCUUACAUGGCCACGGAGACGCCUAGUUUCGACGCGGACGACGCGACGCUGGGCAGCACGUUCGUCAUCGUGGACGAGGACACCGUCUCCGACCUGGACGACGACGACGGGGUCGGCGAAGAGGACGACGUUUCUCCGCUGGUGAUACGGCCGCCGGCCACCGAUUCGCGGUCGUCGUCCGCGGCCGCCGGCAAGGUCAAGUUCUUGGACAAGAUCAGAGAGCACAAGAGCUACCAGAAGCUGGCGAGGAUCGUGAAGAAAAAAGGUGAAGAACCCCCAGUAAUUAUGUCGCCAGAUUCUGGAAUUAAUGAAUUGCAAGGUCUUAGCCUUGAAGAACAGGAAAAGCAGAAAGAAGAAUGGCAACAAGAGCUGAAUAAGGUGGAAGAAGAAAUCAAGACAUUACGUGAAGUGCUGGGUUCAAAGGUGAAAGCAUCUCAAGAGCUUAGACGUAAACUUGGUUAUACUGUUUGGCAAGAGAUUAGUGAAGAUGUAUCACAGAGCUUACGGAACGUUAAAGAGUCAAAUGUUUAUCAAAAUGUAGAAGACAAAUUUACCCAAAUUGGAAAAGCUGUUGUUGACGCACCAAUAUUCAACUUUUCUUUACCAGACUCGGGCGACAUGCGCACCCCAACCAGGAACAUGGUUCUAAAACACUGUUACCAAAAUGUAGAAGGCAAGGUUAAGCAGUUUGGAACAGCGGUCGUCGAAACGCCUAUUUAUCAAAAAACCGAAUCUGUUGUAAAAACAACUGCUGAGAAAGCUACAACAAUAUUUGGAGGAUUCGGUAGUGGUCUUACAACCAAACUUGGUCAAAUUAAGAAUUCUGAAUCAUUCCGUUCUUUUGAGGAAAAAGUGGGUUCAGCUUUGGAAAAUGUUAAGACAAAAGUGGCAUCUAGAUCCAACUCUAUGCAGAACUUUGAUGAAAUAUUGGAGGAAGAAACUCGUUUGGCAAAUGAAGAAAAACGUUCACGAGAAGAACGUGAAGCAGCAACAAAAUAAGUUUUUGCUAACAUAAAUUCUCUCUUGUACUUCGACAUUUAUCAUUAUCGUGCAAUCUUGGUCACUUAAGUACAGAAUUUACCUUAAAUUAGGCACUAAAAAUUCAAUUUCUCACAAAUAUUUUUCUCCUGAAUUUAGUGUUGAAUGAAAUGUUUUUUAUUAUCAUAUAAAACAUUUUUUUCCAUAAUGUUAAUCUUUGAUUUGUGAUUUUUAAUAGUUAUUAAUCUUAUUUAUAUAAAUAUAAUAUAUAUAUAUAUAUUUUUUUUUGUAAAAAUAAACUUAUGAGCGCUUUAA